ACCCAUAAAGUUCUGAGUAUAUACGCCCAGCGAUUUGAUGAAAAAGGCAACUUGGGACGAUAGGAAUUCACGGAAGAGGCAUUUUAUAGGCAUCUACUGAUUUAGAAGAGGCAAGAAUCAGCAGAAGAAAAGUUUGUUUUACAAAACUAGGUACAGAUAUGGAAAGUGCCAUUAAGACGGUUGUUAUGCAGUACCUGUCUUCAGCACGGGGGAAAGAGAGCCUGAGUGGGAAGAGUUUCCAAAAGUUAGUCCAGGGACAGCUGGGCAACAUCCUGGCUGACACAGACAGUGCUUCAGCAGUGAAAGACAUGAUGAAAGGACUAGAUGACAACAAAGAUGGGAAAGUCAGUUUCGAGGAGUAUCUGAGGCUGGUGGGCUAUGUGGCUAACUCAAUGAGUGAACAGAGAGCACAGAACAACACAGCCAGUGGACAACAGGCCGAAUCCCAAAAGCACUGAUAUCAUUUGAGUUAAUGACACACUGACACUACAUGUGUAAUUCUGGAAUCUUAUAUAAUAUACAUGGUAUAUAUACAGUAUAACAUUUGAAAUUGAUCUUAAUGUAUAAUGGUCUCAAACACUUUUAAAGUCUCUGCUAUUACAUUGUACUUACAAUACUGUUUACAUAUAUUCAGCUAUCAUGAAAUGUUACACCAGUGGCCAAGUAUAAGUGCUACAUCAAAUCAUUCCUUUUGUUCCACACGUUGUUGCCAAUUUUAUUUUAAUUGUAAUUUUUUUGCUUUUGUCUGUUUUCCGUGUAACAUGUAUUCAUUUCAGGACUUAUAUGUGAAUAUAAUUUAGUUAUUUUGCAAGCAGCAAAAGAUGCUUGAUUAGUGUAUACUAUGUUCAAGUAAUAACCAAACUGGACAGCCAAAAGCAAGGUACAAUGAAAGUAAAUGGGGCCAGUUCCUAAACAUUAAAAUACACACUGUACCAAAAGUAAAGCCGUAGGAUGUGAACACAGUAUAUGUAAUAAAGUGAUUUUAGUGUGAUAAAAUUGCUCACUAACCUUAUCUGUAUCAAGUUAUAUCUGAUAUUAUAACUUUGUUAUCAUGACAGUGAACCCCUGUAAUCCUGGUACUGGAUAAAUUCGCUUACUUAAUUAUAUCACACUAAAAUCAAUGUAACACUCACAGUAUAAUGUUUACACUUUGUGGCUAUACUUAAAACGAUAUGUAUUUUAACAUUUUUCUUAUGUUAAAUAAAGAAGGGACGUGUUGAAAUUAUUUUUUGUGAAAAUCAGCAUUAUGCCACAAUGCUGUAGAUGGAGCAUAACUUGUGUGGAACACGAAACAUUUCUUUAAAUGAGAAGAUGUAAACACUCUACAUAUAUGGAAAAUGUUUUUGGUAUAACCUUUCAAUAAAAACAUGACAAUACUGACAAAAUCCUAA
Molecule: messenger RNA, 1391 nt
Organism: Myxocyprinus asiaticus (Chinese sucker)
Lineage: Eukaryota; Metazoa; Chordata; Actinopteri; Cypriniformes; Catostomidae
Product: protein S100-A16-like
Exons: 3
Coding region: 159-458 (99 amino acids)
Cellular component (GO): perinuclear region of cytoplasm
Molecular function (GO): calcium ion binding; transition metal ion binding
Source: RefSeq, a predicted model, not a curated record